UCCGUUCACUCUGCGCAUGACAUCACCGCCUUAAAUACUCCGGUUGCUUUCCGCUUUUUCCGUCGCCAUCCUGAGAGCGCAGCAGAGGAGGCAUAGCGGGCUCUGUCGGGGUUUUCAGUGAUGUGUUUCUAGGCAGCGGGACCUCGUGGGAAGAAAAGGGCAUUUUUUAAUAUAUUUUAACGGACUCUGCAUUUCGGUUGCGCUUGGAAAAACCGCAGAGUGAUAUUUGUGCUCGAGGAAGAGGGAGGCGUGAAAGGAAAACUUUUUGUGCCGAGGUGAAGAAAUCGAGGUUUGUUGUUUUUGCUAACGAGUCUAAAGGCAAAAGUUGGGGAUGGCUCUCUCGGUACCUCAGAACGGUGUAAAGGGGGAUAACGAACCCGUCAUCGAGCUUUUUGUGAAGGCGGGCAGUGAUGGAGAAAGUAUCGGCAACUGUCCAUUUUCUCAGCGUCUCUUCAUGAUCCUGUGGCUGAAGGGUGUGGUCUUCAAUGUCACCACUGUGGACCUUAAGAGAAAACCAGCUGAUCUGCAGAAUCUGGCCCCAGGAACCCAUCCUCCCUUCAUCACCUUUAAUGGAGAGGUCAAAACAGAUGUCAACAAGAUCGAAGAGUUCCUAGAGGACGUCCUCUGCCCUCCAAAGUACUCUAAACUUGGUGCCAGACACCCAGAAUCCAACACUGCAGGGAUGGAUCUAUUUGCCAAGUUCUCUGCCUUCAUCAAGAAUUCCAAACCUGAUGCCAACGAGGGUUUGGAGAGGGGACUGCUGAAGACCUUGCAGAAGUUGGAUGAGUACCUGUGCUCUCCUCUGCCGGACGAGAUCGACCACAACAGCAUGGAGGAAGUGAAGGCCUCCACACGCAGUUUCCUAGAUGGUGAAGAGAUGACACUGGCUGACUGCAACCUGCUGCCCAAACUCCACAUCGUUAAGGUGGUGACAAAGAAGUACAGAGGCUUUGAGAUCCCUAAAGACAUGACGGGCAUCUGGAGGUACCUGAACAAUGCAUACAAGCGCGAGGAGUUCACCAACACGUGUCCCAGCGACAAGGAGAUCGAGAUCGCCUACGCUGAUGUAGCAAAGCGGCUUGUCAAAUAAUGGCUCAAAAUCUCCUCUACUCCGCUCCCUGCACUAGGACUGUUUAUUUUCCAUCACACGAGAAAGAGAAAGAAACAAGCUAUGGACUCCUUUUUUUCCUCCUCUUUUAUUUAGAGUAAAUACCCAAUGCAUGAUUUCUCCUUCUGCCGUUACAGCUCUUUAGGACAUAUCAAUAAUUUUCAGUGUGGCUGAAAAGCUUGUUCACACUUUUUUUUUUUUUUUUUUUUUUUUCUUAGUUUAAGUGU
Sinocyclocheilus grahami is the source of this 1335-nucleotide messenger RNA. RefSeq names its product chloride intracellular channel 4 (gene clic4). Lineage: Eukaryota; Metazoa; Chordata; Actinopteri; Cypriniformes; Cyprinidae. The transcript is spliced from 6 exons. The coding region runs from base 332 to 1090 and encodes 252 amino acids. The record is from RefSeq and is a predicted model, not a curated record.